Molecule: messenger RNA, 1856 nt
Organism: Drosophila teissieri
Lineage: Eukaryota; Metazoa; Arthropoda; Insecta; Diptera; Drosophilidae
Product: lysosome-associated membrane glycoprotein 5
Exons: 5
Coding region: 187-1239 (350 amino acids)
Cellular component (GO): membrane
Source: RefSeq, a predicted model, not a curated record
CUAAACAUGUUAUGAAUUAGUCUUGAAAAUAUUUUAUAUCAUUUUUCUUUCAGUGCACACAUAUGUAUGUAUGUACAUAUUUAAACGCACAUCUCCUCCAGCGUCCACCAACUGCGCAGGCGAAAAGCGAGAGUGAAGUCCCGUCGCAGGUUAAGGGGGGAGCGGGCUGGAAAAGUGUGGAAGUGGAUGCGGGAUUGGGUAGAUUUGAGAAGACGGCAGGACAGUCCAUUCUAUUUGGGCCGCAGUUGUGCGCAGGACCCGAAACAGGAAACACGUCGUAGUUGCGUCGAGCGGAGACUGCAACGUAAAAAAGUCAUUGGAAUUGCCCACAGAUUGCACAAAGAUUUGCUAAAGAUGAAACUGUCCGGUCUUAGGCAGUCCUUACCUAGGGACCAAGGAUUGGGCAAUUGCCUCAACGUAGCACUGAUUUACUCAGUGCUCCUAGCACUUCUGAUGACCGCCGCUCAGGGAUUGCAGCUUAGUGCCUUCACAACGAAGACGCCGCGGGUCAGCAAGUACACAACCAAGUCGCCAUCGGCCUCAUCCAUGAACCACGAUGCCACCGCCUCGCUGUAUCGUUUUAAUGCCACCAACGGCAUCACUUGCAUCCUGAUGCAGGUGGACGGACUUAUCAGCAUUAAGUACCGGAAUAAGCUUAACGAGGAUGUGGAGGCCGAUUUGUACAUGCCGGAUGAUCCCCAGCUGAGUGGCGAGUGUGUCGAGUCCAACAUGGAGAUUCUGACCAUGGACUUUAAGGGUUUCCGGCUGUCCAUGACAUUUAAAAAGUCGUCCGGCGGCGAGGGUUGGUACAUCAACCUGUUCGAACUGACCUACUCGUCCUCCAACUGGCUGUUCGAGCACCCGGACCGACCCAACUUGGACGUGAGGCUGACCUCGCCCGCCCAGACGCCAAUGUACUUCCCCACGCCGGUUGGCAAGUCCUACGUCUGCGACAAGGAGCAGACUGUGAUCAUGUACGCCCCGCACGAUUCCGGCGACCUGUCGGGACAUAUAGCCAAGCUGUAUCUGCGCGACAUGCACAUGCAGAGCUUCAUGUUCAAGGACAGCGGCAAGUGGGGCCCAUCCUUCCACUGCAGCGCCACAGGAUCCUAUCGCGAUGAGACGGCGCCCUUGGCUGUGGGAACUGCACUGGCAAUUGCCGUGCUACUGACCAUAUCCGGAUACGGCGGUUGGAGGUACUUUAAAAUCAAAAAGGUUCAGUACGGUUCCAUGGAGUGAGCGGAGCACACCCAAGAUUCAAGUGAAGCGUUCGUUUUUGUUCAACUAUUUGAUCAUAUCGUUGUCUACACAUAUCCCCACGUUUGUUGGAUCUAUUGCAAUCCUGUAGUCCUAUUUUAAAAUUAAGAGUUGUCCCGGCAGAUACUGAGAUUAACAUUUACGAGGUUAUUGAAAUCAACUAAAAAUACAUAUAUGAGAAAUGCAAAUGUCUUCCAUAUUGUUAAUGUAUAAAAUAAUAGCGCACCAUAUAUGAUUAUUAAAUGUUAAUAUAUAUCAUUAUUAAUCAAAAAAACUAUUAUUUAUCAGGCAAACGAUUCUAAGUAAAAGACCUAAGUCUGUAUCGUGGACGGCAUAUCAAAUCUUAAACUCAUAUUUCAGCAAUUCUAGCGAUGCAUCUAUUUCCGAAUAUCUUUUUUUUAACGACACAUUGUUGAACGAAAUCUCCUGCACCGCCUAUUAAACAUUCAUUAUCUCUUAUUCCAUUCAAAAGUUUGCCAAUUGAAAUACCAGAAGAUAUGAAGGGGGGUUAAGAUAUUGAAACUCCUUAUGCUUUUGUUUAUAAUUAGUAUUAAUGAGUUUAAUUAAAGUGGAAAUAAAUACUGAUGCCUGAUGAUAAA